GCGCCUUGCAUUGGUCGUUCAACAUCACCACCCUUCGCAACAAUGGAUUCCGCCCCGACAAAACGGCGAAAGCUCGACCAUACGCAAGAUGGCGCAGAGCUGGCCCUGGAAUCGGCCGCUUCAACGGGCGUUUCUAGGUUUAGGGCAUUUAUUCUCCAGGCCGAGGAGCUGCUAAACUCGGUGCGCCUGGAUCACGGAACUGCUCUGGAGGGCGCCGACGGUCUUUUACAUCGGAUCAAAGGUGUAAUUGAAGGAAUCAAGGCCCAUGAUGCAAUCCCGCUCGUUCAAGCCGCAUCCAAACUCGAAAAGAAACACAAGAUCAAAGUUCCCUUCCCCGAUCCGCGGCCCCAAGAGAACUCCAACUACAAGGUCGCCUUCGCAAAACCCGCCCAGUUCAACGUCGUCGGCAGCUAUGUCUCCAAGACCAUGGUCAAGACGCAAAAGGAUCACGCUGUCGACAUGGUCAUCGUCCUACCCGAGGAAAUCUUGCAGGAGAAGGAUUAUCUCGACCUGCGCUACUUUUACAAGAGGGCAUAUUACCUAGCCGUCGUCGCCGCCGCCGUGAGGAAAGAAUUCGAAAGUGGGGCCCGGCUAUCCUACGAGCACCUCAACGGCAACCCCCUCUGUCCCGUCCUCGUGAUCCAGCCGAAUGCUUCCGAAGCGAAGGGAUCAGAAAAGUCGGAGAAUAAGGGAGCUCUGGACUUCAGGAUACGGAUUCUUCCAUGCGCACCCGACGGCUUCUUUCCGAAGGCAAAGCUCCAUCUAGGAGCCAAUCUGCUCCGCAAGAGCCGCGAUGAUGACUCGAACCUCUUUUCCGAGCCCACGUCAUUUUAUAACUCGACAAUCGUUGCGGAGAGCUGCUACUUGCCGUACCUCAAGCUCUUGCGGCAAGCCGAAAAGAGAUGCGCGGCCUUCAAGAACACCUGCAUCCUUGGUCGCAUCUGGUUGCAACAGAGAGGUUUUGGAGGGGAUAUUUCACAAGGAGGAUUCGGCCAUUUUGAGUGGGCGGUACUUCUAGCUCUCCUCCUCCAAGGGGGCGAGAGCAAAGGGCACGCCGCUCUACCUUCAUCCCUCAGCAGCACCCAGCUCUUCAAGGCCUUGGUCCAAUUCCUCUCGGUGACUAACUUCGCAGAGAAGCCUUGCGUAUUCGGCCAGGGGAACCCGGAUUUGGAAUCCAAUAUCGAAACCACCCCCAUCCUUUACGAUUCCGCAAGACAACUGAAUCUCGCUUUCAAGAUGGGACCUUGGUCCGCCGCGCUGCUCCAUCGGCACGCCAAAUGGACCCGAAGCCUACUCGCCGAUAGCACUGCUGAUCAGUUCAGCCCGACCUUCAUUCUCAAGACAGAUGUCUCUUUGCACAGCUUCGACUUGAUCACGCGGCUAAAUAUCGAUGGGGCACUGGAGGAGACGGGUGCAGACCCCCGGGGACCAACAUGGCAGGCCAGCAGCAAAGUUUAUCAGACUCUAAAAAGGGCGCUCGUGGACAAGGAGAUGGGGGAAAGAGCCCGCUUGGUUCACAUUCGGACUCCAGCUCACCAACCAUGGCCUCUGGCGGCGGAACCCAAGGCCCGGGGCGAAUUACCGUUGGAGGUCGGCAUUCUUUUUGAUCCCGUCAAUAUGGCACGAACGGUCGACCGCGGCCCGUCUGCCGGACCAAGCGCCGAAGAAAAAGAAGAGUGCGAAGAAUUCCGGAAGUUCUGGGGCGAAAAGUCGGAACUUAGACGCUUCGAACGCGACACUAUCCGAGAGACGCUGAUUUGGGCCUCAGCAACGCCUUUUGAUCUCUGUGAGGAGAUCAUACGAUACGUUCUCGGCCGUCACCUUCGCAUUGGACAGCUUCACAACGAGAUCACCGUUUAUGGCGACGGGUUGCCCGACCUGCUCUCCCUGAAACCCGCCGACUCUGCGUUGUUCAACGUGGCCAAGAAGGCGUUCGGUGUCUUCGAGCGCGAUAUUCGGGACCUGGAGGAUCUACCCCUCCGUGUCAGGCAGAUAGCGCCCAUAUGCCCAGAACUUCGCCAGGCAUCGGUCAAGCCUCCGACCUUCGGAUCAUCAAAGUCAGGCCCCCGGCCGCUGGAGUGCGUUAUUUCAUUCGAGGCGUCUGGCAAAUGGCCGGAAAGCCUUGCCGCUAUCCAGAGGACCAAGAUCGCUUUCCUCCUGAUGAUUGGCAGUCUUUUGGAAAACAGCAAGCCCGGUGAAAUCAAGACACAUGUUGGACUCGAAGACGCCAAAUAUGAAACCGAGAAUCUCGCCUUCCUUGACGUUAUCUACGAGUCCGGCCCGUCAUUCCGUUUGCGGAUACACAGCGAUUUAGAGGAGACACUGCUGGAACGUCAAGUCAAGGAUAAGACUGCAGAGCAGUACCUCCGGCAACGGGCCACGACCCUCCUCGCGACGUUCAGGCGGCAAUACACCAACCUACCACUGCACAACCAAUGCAUCUCCACCUGCGCCACACGCUUUCCGGCCCUGUCCCCGACGAUCCGUCUCGUAAAGCACUGGUUCAACGCUCACAAGUUGUCGUAUCACUUCACCGAGGAGUUUAUCGAACUAGCGGCCCUCCACGUCUUCCUCACACCAUACCCCUGGGACGCCCCCACCAGCGCCAGCGCCGGCUUCAUGCGCACGCUAUUAUUCCUCUCCCACUGGGACUGGCGUUCCGAGCCCCUCGUUCUCGACACGAGCGCCGAGAUGCCAGCCGCAGACCGGACCUCGAUCGCCACCCGCCUCGAGGCCUGGCGCAAGAUCGACCCCAACAUGAACCACACCGUCCUCUUCGUCGCCACGGCCCAGGAGCCCAGCGGCGUCGCCUGGACGACGGUCGACGGUCAAGCAAAGCCCUCCAAGGUGGUCGCGGCCCGCAUGACGUCCCUCGCAAAGAGCGCGUCCCGCCUCGUCAGGGAGCAGGGCGUGGAGCUCGACUGCCGCCGGCUAUUCGUGCCGUCGCUCAAGGAGUACGACGUGCUCAUCCACCUGAGCAGCAAGGCCCUGAAGGGCACGCUGAAAACCUACUCGACGAUCGACCCCGAAGAGGACGGGGACGUGAGCCGGCCCAAGUUCAAGAACCUCGACGAGCGGACCGGCCAGCAGCCGCUGCCCCUGGCGCAGCACCCCGCCGAGCUGUUCCUGGAGCAGCUGAGCGCGGCGUAUGGCGGGCCGCUGGUUUUCUUCCGUGGCGGGGUGGAGGACAACACCAUCGGGGCGAUCUGGAACCCCCAGAUGCAGAAGCGGACUUUUAGGGUUAAUUUGCCGACUUCGUACAAGCCCGCUGGUGGGAAGAAGCGGGCGAAGGGGGGUGAAGAUGAGGACGAGGACGGCGAGAAGGCGGAGCUGGUGGAUGCCAACAAGGACGCGAUUUUGUCCGAGAUUGCGAGGAUAGGAGCGGAUUUGGUUGAACGGAUCGAGGUGAAAGGUGCAUAAGUGGUUGUUGUCUGAAGCAAGUGUACAUGGAAAUUCAAAUGAUUACGACCAGAUACUGUCAUGAUUAAUGACCUCGCUGAGA
Chaetomium fimeti is the source of this 3502-nucleotide messenger RNA. Its product is annotated as Nrap protein. The transcript has 2 exons. The record is from RefSeq and is a predicted model, not a curated record. Gene Ontology annotation, biological process: rRNA processing; tRNA export from nucleus. Gene Ontology annotation, cellular component: UTP-C complex; small-subunit processome; CURI complex. Bases 43 to 3420 code for a protein of 1125 amino acids. Lineage: Eukaryota; Fungi; Ascomycota; Sordariomycetes; Sordariales; Chaetomiaceae.